UUGAGGAAACAAAAAGAUAUGAUGCCGCCUCUAGCAAAAUCCGAAAAUGUCUGCACUGGCUGCAGAUCGAGGAAAAAGAAGUGCGAUGGCAAGCGUCCCUGCUGUUCAUCGUGCCUCCGAAGAGGUGAGAUAUGCCUCUACAGCAUUUCUCUUGUUGCUCCAGCAUGGUCUUUUUUGGGCGGUUCCAAUCCAGGAUUCAAUCUAGACUUCGAAAAUGGCCAAAUUUCUACCAACAUUGAACCUCAACAUCCCCUUACACCCAUCCAGUUUCCAGUAAUUGAGACUCCCUCAGAAUACACUGGAUCUGGAAUAUUUGGAAUUACAAACCCUUCCGCUUUCGGUCAUUCCGAGACAGCUCGAGAACAAGCUCCGAGUUCUCCUUCGCGUCAACCAAUCUCACUGCCACCACCAAGUGUUCUUCGAGAACUAAUUGACAUAUUUUUCGAAAGGAUAUACGAUUACAUCCCAAUCCUUCAUAAACGCCGAUUUCUAGCAGAAUUGAACGACAAAGGCCCAGAAGGAUGCUCUCAGGUGCUUCUUUUCGCAAUUUGUGCCGUUUCAGCUGGGAGACACGCCAAUCCCGGCAUAAGGGAAUUGCAGCGCAGUUGGUAUGACGUGGCAAGAGAGGAGCUUUCAAAAUCUCUCCAUUCCCCAGAAAAUGUCCUGGCUACUCUACAGGCUGCCGUUAUUGUAAUCUAUCAGGCGAUUAUAUUCACCGAAUACUCAACGUCAUGGUUGUUAGUUGGCGAUGCCUGGAGAAUUGCGGUGGUGACGGGGUGCGCAAGAUUGGACGGGAAUCUUCGAUCUACGCCACUGAAAUUGAGAUUAGAAGUUGGAAACAGCUGGAUGCAAAAGGAAGAAUGCCGGCGGGCUCUCUGGAUGCUCUUCAUCUUCGACCGUGGACUGUGCUCGUUGGAUCUCGCACUAGUCAUUGAUGACCAGCAACUAAAUAUCAAUCUUCCCAUGGCCGACGACAUCUUUUCUAGCGAAGAUGAGCCAACUGACAUUGAGCCUAUUGGCUACACUCCAAGUAUCGACAAGCUCAUGGAUGCAAUAGAGAAAGAAGUUCGCCUGGGCAACAACACAAAUAUUCGCCAAUUUAUCGUAGCGGCAUAUAUGCUCCUUGGACGUAUUGGAAGCGAAAUUUAUCAAAAUGAAUUCGACUAUACCAAGGGCACUUCCGUGUUGGACUCUUUGAGCGCAUCUCUGAUAAGGCUCAGGCUUCUUAUACCUCGAGAGGCUACAGACCUUUCUUUUGCCGACCCCAGGGAUUUCAAGCUUGUGAUCUGGCUCAAUGCAAUCAUGACAGCCAACACCGUCUUCCUUCAUCAUCAACCUCUUCUUGAUAAAGAAAGCCUUGAUGAGCCCAGUGGAAUGUCCAAAAAUUGGCCUCAUUGUGUUGCUGCCUCCCGGAAUCUUGUCGCAGGGCUACGCGACAUGUGCAGAUCCUCCACCGACUUUGCCGAUAAUGCCUUCCUGGCAUCUCUAGUAUAUGCUGGUAGUCGAAUAUUAGUUAUUGAGUAUAUCGUAUCAUCCAACGAUACGACUUCCCGACAGUCAGGGAAUUCCUCCAUUGCGUCAUCUAAAUAUCAAAACCUGAAAGCUGAUAUUGACCUUCUUUACCACAUCUUCCGCCAUUUCAAAGUAUCGCUAGGUCGUUCGGGGGAGCAGUGCUACGAUGCGUUUGUUCACUCUAUGACGAUGGAUGAAGAGCGUUCCCGAGCUGCCAAGGCGGGUUCAUUGCUCGAUAUGCUCCGCAUCUGUGAUCGGUGGCCGUCAUAA
This is a messenger RNA of Clonostachys solani, 1782 nucleotides long. The record is from the annotation of a GenBank genome assembly. NCBI's taxonomy places the organism in Eukaryota, Fungi, Ascomycota, Sordariomycetes, Hypocreales, Bionectriaceae.